UAUAAAUAAUCGUUUAAAGCGUUAUCCUUCUCUUCCUGUUAGGGCUGGGAAGAUAGCAGUCAAAACCCUAAUUCUCGUAUCUCCAACUCUCGGACGUAUUCAGCCAUGUCAAGGAGGAAGGUCAGGGAACCCAAGGAGGAGAAUGUGACACUUGGACCUACAGUCCGAGAGGGGGAGAAUGUGUUCGGUGUGGCCCACAUUUUUGCAUCAUUUAAUGACACAUUCAUUCAUGUGACUGAUUUGUCAGGGCGAGAAACCAUUGUCCGGAUUACUGGAGGUAUGAAAGUCAAAGCUGACAGGGAUGAGUCUUCACCAUAUGCAGCCAUGCUUGCAGCCCAAGAUGUUGCACAGCGGUGCAAAGAGCUUGGUAUUACUGCUCUGCAUAUCAAGCUUCGUGCUACUGGUGGGAACAAGACAAAGACACCUGGUCCUGGUGCCCAGUCUGCACUUAGAGCCCUUGCUCGGUCUGGAAUGAAAAUUGGUCGCAUUGAGGAUGUGACUCCAAUUCCCACCGACAGCACUCGCAGAAAGGGUGGUAGAAGAGGAAGGAGGCUGUGAGUUUUGUUUUGCAAUGCCAAAGCAUUUGCGGUGGUGCAGGUUUAGGGGGGUUCGUUCCAGUAGAGGCUGUUUCUAUUUGAACAAUUUUGUAGUUUGGCAUUUUUUUCUAUUAUUAUAUAAAACAGAAGUGGGACUAGUUCUCUCUUUUAUGGAUGGUUAGGUUUUGUUGUUUUGAUCAACUCAUUCUUCUAUCAACAUAGUUUUCGAUUAUAUAUGGAUCAGAGUUACGAUUGGGUACA
Messenger RNA from Nelumbo nucifera (sacred lotus), 797 nucleotides. RefSeq names its product small ribosomal subunit protein uS11z. Gene Ontology annotation, molecular function: structural constituent of ribosome. Gene Ontology annotation, biological process: translation. Lineage: Eukaryota; Viridiplantae; Streptophyta; Magnoliopsida; Proteales; Nelumbonaceae. The record is from RefSeq and is a predicted model, not a curated record. Gene Ontology annotation, cellular component: ribosome.